This is a messenger RNA of Fusarium sp. VM40, 1461 nucleotides long. NCBI's taxonomy places the organism in Eukaryota, Fungi, Ascomycota, Sordariomycetes, Hypocreales, Nectriaceae. The record is from the annotation of a GenBank genome assembly.
AUGCAUCUAGACCUUCCCAAUGAAGUGCUGAGCCAUAUAUUCAGCUUUAUCCUGACAGAUAAGCAGAAACACCAUCUUUCAGAAGAUUGGCUCAUCGACACCUGGUCAGUCCGCCUCGUCUGCCGCCAAUGGAACGACCUCGCCACCAAACACCUCUUCCACACGUUAACACUCUGGCACAACGUAAACACGAUCGAAGAUGAAUUUUCUUCAUGGCACCAUUUGCUGGAUUCGCCGGCCAUUCGAGCUGCGGCUCGCUGCGUCGCUAUUGAGACUGCUUCACCAGAAGAUUAUGGAGGUUGCGAUAUUUCCGCAUGGCCUGAAUCAUGGAUCGAAGAGGGUGAGUUUCCGGAGUUUAUCUCGGCUAUUGACAGAAUUGCGGAAUUACCGAAUCUCAACGCCUUGGAAGUGCGAUUCCAGGGCCUUUGCAAAGGACGAGAACCGCAAGAAGAAGAGUUCCCGAACAGUCAAGGUCCACAGCCGGAACCGUCUAUUACACGAAUUCAAACCUUGGAAGCUGUUAUAAAGGCGAUGAGAAAGCGUGCUGAGUCACCUAACAUGAGCAUCAUCUGCGAAUUGGUCUUGGACAAUCUACAGAACAUGCCGUUGGAGAAGGAUCUUACCGAUGGUCUUCUUGAGAAUAUCCAGCGUCUGCACAUCUUUAUGACUCGUGAAUCGCACUCCAGGCCAGAUGUCUACCUUCCCGAAAUGCGCGAGUUUGAACCAUAUCUAGAAAAGACACUUUUGCCGACUGUGGCUGACCGGCUCGUCGAGCUGACUCUGUCUGGGUUUGGAUGGGGUGCCAUCCCUGGGACAUUCAACCCACACAAUAGCGGAAUAUCAUUACCGAGACUGAAGUUUUUGACCCUAGAUGGGUAUCGUGUUAUUCAGCCCGGCCAGGUCGAAUGGAUACUUCACCAGAAGACUCUCACUAGCCUUCAUUUUCACAACUGUACCAUCGCGUCGCAUUGUCUUGUGCUUCAGCCUGAAUUUUCGUUCUGGGAUGUAAGUCUGGAAGGCUGGAAAUGGGUGGCCGAAGUCCCUGCCGAGGAAGAACUGGAACGCUACGAGCGACAACCAAUACCUCACAGACCAUAUUCAAAACAACUCAAGCCUGGGUGGUAUAUCAACACUAUGCGAUGGGAUACUGUUUUUGAUGACAUACGUGAGAAAUUACCACAGUUGAAGGAUUUCAGGUACGACAGGAAAAGCCGGUUUGUGUUCUUCCGACAUUAUGAAUUAGACGUCCAUGCCGAGGCACUGGUGAACAGGUACCUUGCUUUUGCUCAGCGUUGGCUUGAGCUGCCAGUAGACUAUUUCACAGUCGGCUGCCACCAUGUACAAGAGAAUAUGCUGGGGAAGCCAGAAGAGUUACUAGCGCUUACAGAGCCGGCUGAUCGUCAGGCGUUGAACAGGUUACUUCAGACGACCAUGGAGAGACGAUAUGGACGAAAGGUCUAA